This is a messenger RNA of Botrytis sinoallii, 1485 nucleotides long. RefSeq lists its product as uncharacterized. The transcript has 6 exons. The record is from RefSeq and is a predicted model, not a curated record. Gene Ontology annotation, molecular function: transmembrane transporter activity. Gene Ontology annotation, cellular component: membrane. Lineage: Eukaryota; Fungi; Ascomycota; Leotiomycetes; Helotiales; Sclerotiniaceae. Gene Ontology annotation, biological process: transmembrane transport. The coding region runs from base 1 to 1485 and encodes 494 amino acids.
AUGCCGUCCUCUUCCCCGAUCCCUCCAAAACAUACCUCCCCAUCCAGUGUUCCACCUAAUGAGACUUCUCCCCUUAUCUCCACCCACCAUCAUCCCCAUGACCCUCAUCCUCCCCCCACCUCUCCCUCCCUCCCAACCCUCAUCCUCUACUUCAUGACCCUCCACUUCCUCAUCGCCUUCUGCGAAAUGGUUCUCGUAGCCCCCCUCAUCUCCCUCUUCGAAUCUUCCCUCUGUCAGUCUUAUUACAAUUUUCCAGAGCCAAGCUUAAGAUUAAAUAAUCGGGAAAUUAUUUCAGAAAUGUGCAAAAUACCCGAGAUUCAGGGUCCGUUAGCGACGAUUAGGGGAUGGAAAAGUCUUGGAGAUACGGUGCCUGUUUUACUAGUAGCGAUUCCGAUUGGUAACUUGGGAGAUCGAUAUGGAAGGAGAAAGAUCAUGGCGCUAUCUUUAAUUGGAGUUGGAUUAUCUUUGGUGGAAAUAUUUGUUAUUUGUGCAUACCCAAAGAUCUUCGAUUUGCGUUGGGUAUGGUUGUCUUCACUGUUCCUUUUAUGUGGAGGAGGUUUAUACUCAAGUGCAGCAUUUAUGUGGGCGAUGGCUUCUUCCCUCAUAACGGAAGAUAAAAGGAGCUAUGCAUUUUACUAUAUCUUCUCGGCAUUCUAUAUUGCAGAGCUCAUUGGGUCAUAUGUAGCUUCUGUCACGAUAGACAUUACUCCUUGGAUUGCCUGUAGUAUGGCAAUGGGAUCUGUGACCCUAGGAUUACUUUUGUUGUGGCUGGUACCAUUUAGUCAAUCGUCGUCGCCACCGGAACCAUCCUCACCUUCAUCCCCAACACGACUACAAUCAAGGCAUAUUACAACUAUCCCCAAGACCACCAUUCUCGCUACCAUCCGCCACGCCAUGAUACAACCCAACGUUCUCCUCUGCAUCCCAGUCUUCCUAGUCGGAACCCUCAGAUAUAUAACUCUCAAUAUCUUGAUCCAAUAUUCGUCAGUCCGUUUUAACACCAAGAUAUCUAAAGGAGCAAUGUUCUACACCGAAACAGCUAUUAUCAAUAUAUUCCUAUUCCUUUUCCUGAUCCCGAGGAUAACUAUUUGGAUAAAAGCGAGAUAUCAUGUGAGAUCCGAGAAAAUCGAUUUGACACUGAUGAGGAUUAGUGUAUGUUUUCUUUUGGUUGGCUCUCUUGCUAUUGGGUUAGCACCGACGAGUGGGUGGAUUCCAGUUGGUGUUUCUAUCUUCGCUGCAGGCUUCGGAUCCCGAGUCUCAACCCUUUCCCUAAUAUCCCAUUUUAUUCCCGCCUCCUCCCUCGCUACCCUCUACGCCUCGAUAGCCGUGCUCGAAAAUCUCGGUCAUGCUAUCAAUGAUCCUUCCAUGCAACAUAUAUUUGCGGCAACCUUACGCCUACCACCUUUUUGGCAUGCGUUACCCUUUUUUGUUGCUGCUGUAAGUACUCUUUUACUUCUUAAAUUUGCAGAUAAAAACAACUUGUAG